Messenger RNA from Lagopus leucura (white-tailed ptarmigan), 2433 nucleotides. It is a transcript of the gene YARS2, whose product is annotated as tyrosyl-tRNA synthetase 2. The record is from RefSeq and is a predicted model, not a curated record. Bases 1 to 1455 code for a protein of 484 amino acids. Gene Ontology annotation, cellular component: cytosol; mitochondrion. Gene Ontology annotation, molecular function: ATP binding; tyrosine-tRNA ligase activity; RNA binding. NCBI's taxonomy places the organism in Eukaryota, Metazoa, Chordata, Aves, Galliformes, Phasianidae. The transcript is spliced from 5 exons. Gene Ontology annotation, biological process: tyrosyl-tRNA aminoacylation.
AUGGCGGCGCCCACGCUGUCGCGGCGCUGUUGCCGCGCGGCGGAGUUAUUUGGCGCCCUGCGGCGGGCCCGGCCACCGGGAACGCGGCACGUCCACGAGCGGCCGCAGUGGGCCCGCGGCGCCAAGGGGCUGCUGGCGGCGCAGUUCGAGCGCGGCCUCUUCCAGGAGGUGUUCCCGGCGCAGGGCGCGGACGAGCAGCUGGAAGCGCUGCUGGAGCCGGGCCGCCCGCCCGUCGCCGUUUACUGCGGUUUCGACCCGACGGCGGACUCGCUGCACGUCGGGCACCUGCCGGCCGUCAUGGCGCUGUUGCAUUUCCAGCGCGCCGGACACACCGUCCUGGCUGUGGUGGGCGGCGCGACGGCGCGGCUGGGAGACCCCAGCGGCCGCGAACGCGCGCGGGAGCCGCUGGAGGCCGAGAAAGUGCGGGCCCACGCGCGGGGGCUGCGCGAGGGGCUGGGGCGGCUGCUGGAGAACCACCGCGCGCUGUUCUGGGCGGCGGGCGGAGGGCGGCCCCUGGGCCGGGCGGAACUCCUGGACAACGCGUGGUGGCUGGGCCGCGAGCCACUGCUCGACUUCCUAUGCGGCGCCGGCGGCCGCCUCCGCAUGGGCACGUUGCUAAGCCGGCAGGCCUGCCAAGCGCGGCUGCGCAGCGCCGAGGGCAUGAGUCUGGCCGAGUUCCUGUACCCCGCCCUGCAGGCCUACGACUUCUUGCACCUCCACCGGCACCACGGCUGCCGCGUGCAGCUGGGCGGCGCCGACCAGAUGGGCAACAUCAUGUCCGGAUACGAGCUCGUCACCAAGAUGACAGGAACAGAUGUGUUUGGAAUUACAGUGCCUCUUAUUACCAGUACUACUGGAGAUAAACUGGGAAAGACUGCUGGCAAUGCAGUUUGGCUAAACAGAGAUAAGACUUCUCCGUUUGAGCUGUAUCAGUUUUUUGUUAGACAACAAGAUGACAUAGUUGAGAAAUACCUGAAACUCUUCACCUUUCUUCCUCUUGAGGAGAUUGACCACAUCAUGGAAAUGCAUGCCAGAGAGCCUGAAAAAUGGGGCCCUCAAAAGCGACUUGCUGCAGAAGUAACAAAACUUGUUCAUGGCAGAGAGGGGCUGGAAUCUGCUAAGAGGUGCACCAAAGCCCUUUAUCACAGCAGUGUGGAGGCACUGGAAGCUAUGUCUGACCAGGAGUUACAGGAACUUUUUAGACAGGCUCCUUCGGCUGAAUUGAUGCUUGAACCUGGAAUGACUCUGCUUGACCUGUGUCGCAAAGCAAAUGCCAUUCCACAUGGACCUAGUGGGUACCAGAAAAUUACAGACGGUGGAGUUUCAGUAAAUGGGAUUCGUAUAACCAAUCCUGAGACUGUUCUUAUUCUUGGACAGCAUAUUCUCAAGAAUGGAGUAUCAUUGCUUAGGAUUGGAAAGAAAAACUACUACAUUAUAAAAUGGCUCACAUUGUGACAAGAAGAAUAUCUUCCUAAAAUUAGACACCACUUCAACUCUGUUGCUUGAAGAAUGUAAUUGAAGACGUUUCUAUACUGUGCAGCUCACAAACUGCCUAAUAGCAUAGUUUCAGUUUUCAGAAUACAUCAACAGAGUUCAAAUAAAGGCAGCUGAGAUUCUAAACAUGUAUGAUUUCAUGUUUUAGCUCUGGAAGUGAAUCACUGAACCAGAAAAUGAUAGAAAUCCAUACCAGAUUUUUUCCUCAUCUGCUGUCCAUCUCAUUCCUUCACAAUGAUCACACUUCACGUAGGCCACAGAUUGCACAUAGCAGAAAAAGCUGCAUGCUAUAUUAUAGCAGUUGCACACCUACACUGGAUUUUUUAACUCCACUAAGGUUAUGCAUUAUAAUUUGUUACAGCUGGGCUUUUUCUUAACUUACUCCUUUUUAAGUUAAUGCAGUGGCUGUCAGUAUCAGCUGUUGCCCAUGAAGAGUACUGAUUCAUGUGAUGUGCUCUCUCCACUAAAGUAUAAGAUACAGAUCUAAAAUACCAAAAAGGAGUGUUUGAAAUUGCUUUGGAAACAGGUACCACUGAAGUACAGAACUGGAAAACUGUCACAUGCAGCUCUUAGAAGUUACACCGAUGAAGAGAGAUUUCAAGCACCAUUCAUAAAAGAAUAUGCAUGAGAAGAUGAAAAGAUCCAUUUCAAGGAACCAAGAUGGAAACUCUCUUCCAACUACUGUAUUGUAGGUGGGAGGGGCAAUGGUCACCAGAUAUGCUACAGAACAAUUCACAGCAAGAUGUGCAAAGGGAUACUUGAAACCUUUCCUAACAAGAUGAAUGCUGCUGUUGACUUUUGACUUCAUCCUAACAUAGAAAAUCAGGAUAAGUGGGUAAGGACAAACAACCUACUAUCAACAGUUUUUUGUAUUUUUUUUUCUUAACAGGUUUGGUUUAAAGCUGCAGAAGAUUCACAAUAAAUAAGUGAAACAGUUAA